Messenger RNA from Tarenaya hassleriana, 1532 nucleotides. RefSeq names its product 12S seed storage protein CRA1-like. The coding region runs from base 61 to 1437 and encodes 458 amino acids. The transcript is spliced from 4 exons. The record is from RefSeq and is a predicted model, not a curated record. Gene Ontology annotation, molecular function: nutrient reservoir activity. NCBI's taxonomy places the organism in Eukaryota, Viridiplantae, Streptophyta, Magnoliopsida, Brassicales, Cleomaceae.
CAAAUCGAAAACAGACCCCCACAACCCAAAAGAAAUAUAAUCAAGAAAAAAAAAAGAGAGAUGGGUAAAAGCUCUUCUCUUCUCAGCAUCGCCAUAACGCUUCUCCUCCUCGUCCAUGGAUACAGAGCCAUGGAGGAGGAGACGAACCAACAGAAGCAAUGGCAGGGACAGUGGGGGAACGAGUGCCAGCUCGACCAGCUCAACGUCCUCGAGCCAUCGCACGUGUUGAAGUGCGAGGCCGGUCGCAUUGAGAUAUGGGACCACCACGCACCUCAGCUCAGAUGCUCGGGCGUCUCCUUCGAUCGCAUCGUCAUCGAGCCUCAAGGCCUCUACCUGCCCACCUACUUCAACGCCCCUAAGCUCUCUUUCGUCGUCAACGGAAGGGGCCUAAUGGGAAGAGUGAUCCCUGGAUGCGCCGAGACGUUCAUGGACUCGGCCGGAGGCCAAUGGCAGGGCCAGGGCUUCCGGGACAUGCACCAGAAAGUGGAGCAUCUCCGGAGAGGAGACACCAUCGCCAACCCGGCCGGUAUAUCCCAGUGGAUCCACAACAACGGCAACGAGCCACUCAUCAUCGUCUCCGUCUUCGACAUCGGCAACAACCAGAACCAGCUCGACCGCAACCCCAGGGCGUUCCACUUGGCGGGAAACAACCCACAAGGGCAAGUGUGGCUACGAAAGAGCCAACAGGAACCGCAGAACAACAUGUUCAGCGGAUUCGACCCGCAAGUAUUGGCCCAAGCCUUCAAGAUCAAAUUGAAUACAGCUCAACAGCUUCAGAACCAGAAAGACAACCGCGGCAACAUCGUCCGGGUUCAGGGCCCGUUCGGAGUCAUCAGGCCGCCCGUCAGAGGAGAACAGAGACAAGAACAGGACAAUGGUCUGGAGGAGACGUUCUGUACGAUGAGGUGCACCGACAACCUCGACGACCCGUCUCGUGCUGACGUGUACAAGCCUCAGCUCGGUUACAUCAGCACCCUCAACAGCUACACCCUCCCCAUGCUUCGUUUCCUCCGCCUCAGCGCCUUGCGUGGCUCCCUCCGCAACGACGCCAUGGUGUUGCCUCACUGGAACGUGAACGCGAACGAGAUUCUGUACGUGACGAACGGGCAAGCCCACGUCCAGGUUGUGAACGACAACGGAAACAGAGUGUUCGACCAGCAGAUCUCGAAGGGCCAACUCCUGGCCAUCCCUCAGGGUUUCGCGGUCGCGAAGACGGCACAGAGCGAGCGAUUUGAGUGGAUUUCUUUCAAGACCAACGACAACGCAAAGAUCAACACUCUUGCCGGCCGAACGUCAGUGCUGAGAGGCCUCCCGCUCGAGGUUCUGACCAAUGGGUUCCAGAUAUCGGUCGAGGAGGCGAGGAGGGUUAAGUUCAACACCCUCGAGACUACGUUAACUCACAGCAGCGGUCAGUCCGGGAGGAGAUCCGACGCUUGAAUCCACUGUUAAGUACAGUUGUAAUAAUAAUAACACAUGUAAAAUGUGACCCUGUAACUUUCUUUCAAUAAAAUGAGUUGUUCUUAAUUAAAUCA